Messenger RNA from Castor canadensis (American beaver), 9965 nucleotides. It is a transcript of the gene Tnrc18, whose product is annotated as trinucleotide repeat containing 18. Lineage: Eukaryota; Metazoa; Chordata; Mammalia; Rodentia; Castoridae. Gene Ontology annotation, molecular function: chromatin binding. The record is from RefSeq and is a predicted model, not a curated record.
UCCGGCUUGGCCAUGGACAGCCACCGCGUGGGUGCGGCCACUGCCGGACGUUUGCCCGGCCCGCUGCCACCCGGGAAAUACAUGGCCGGCCUCAACCUCCACCCGCACCCGGGCGAGGCCUUCUUGGGCAGUUUUGUGGCCAGCGGGAUGGGGCCCUCGGCCUCAUCCCAGGGGAGCCCUGUAUCCCUGCCCUCUGACCUCUCGUUCCGCUCCCCCACGCCCAGCAAUCUGCCCAUGGUGCAGCUGUGGACCGCCCAUGCCCACGAAGGCUUCUCCCACCUGCCCAGCGGGCUGUACCCGUCCUACCUCCACCUGAACCACCUGGAGCCCCCCAGCAGCGGGAGCCCUCUCCUCAGCCAGCUGGGCCAGCCCGGCAUUUUUGAUACCCAGAAAGACGGUUUCUACCUGCCAGCCCCGGGGGCUGCAGGUGUCCUGCACUCUCAUGCACCGUCCUCCAGGACUCCUGGCAGCGGUGGUGGCAGUGGCCACUCCUCAGGUGCCCUGGCCAAAGGCUCAUCCCGGGAAGGAGCCACCAAGGAGCGGGUGGGCCGAGGUGGGGAGCCACCCCCGCUGUUCGGGAAGAAGGACCCAAGAGCUCGUGAGGAGGCUACAGCGACAGGGCCACGUGGCUGUGUGGUGGACCUGACCCAGGACAUAAGGGUGGAGGGCCGCCAGGAUCGGGGACCCCCGCGCCUGGCUGAGCGCCUGUCGCCUUUCCUAACCGAGGCCAAGGUCAAGGGCGCCCUGCAGCCAUCAGCACUGAGCUUGUGUAAUGGUGGUGGCGGUGGUGGCGCAGGGGACACAGGGCUGCCACCUGCUCUGGUGGCUGAAGCAGCAGGUCGUGGAGGAGGCGCCAAAGAGGCCACCCGGCAAGACGAGAGCGCACGGCUAUUGCGGUUACCUGCGCCGCGCCCUGGCGGGUCCCCACUGCCACCGCCGCCACCGCCACCACCGCCCCCCAAAGGACCCUCUGCGCCCCCGUCCUCGGCGCCCGCGGGCGUCUACACCGUGUUCCGCGAGCCGGGUCGGGAGCACCGCGUGGUGGCGCCCACCUUCGUGCCUUCCGUGGAGGCCUUCGACGAGCGCGCGGGGCCCAUCCAGAUCGCAUCGCAAGCGCGCGAUGUCCGGGUGGCCGCCCGCGACCGUGAGGUGGCCCGACCUGGGGUCUUACAGGUGCCCCCACCAGGAUCCCCAAGGCCUGAGGUUUUGCGUGAAAAGAACUCAGUGAUCCGCUCACUCAAGCGCCCUCCGCCACCACCGCCGCCGCCGCCACCCAGCGAUGCGCCCUCGGCGCCCCGCGCAGCGCGCGCCUCCCCGGACACGCGCGCCGCGUACCUGGCGACCAAGGAGCUGCUGAAACCCGAGGUGGAGCCGCGUGCCUGUGACCGUGACCGUGACCGUGACCGUGACCGUGCGCCCCGAGGCUCCACCAAGCUCUUCGGCUUGGAGCCCGUGCGCCCCCCUGCGGGACCCGAGCACAAAUGGAAACCUUUCGACUUGGGCAACUUUGCCACCACGCAAAUGGCCGUGUUGGCCGCGCAUCACCACCACGCUGCCGCCGCCGCCGCUGCUGAUGAGGCCGUGGCCACCUCCAAGAAAGCCUAUCUGGACCCUGGUGGAGGGGCGCUGGCCCGGGGUGGCCGCCCCGGUGUCCCCGAGCUGCACCCCGGAGCGCACGGGCCUGGAGAGGCAUCGGCCAUGCAGAGUCUCAUUAAAUACAGCGGCAGCUUUGCGCGCGACGCCGCCGCCGUGCGCCCUGGUGGCUGUGGCAAGAAGAGUCCCUUUGGAGGGCUGGGGACCAUGAAACCCGAUCCUGCUCCCACUUCUGCGGGUGUCCCCCGAACUCAGGCCCGACUCCCCCAUCCCGGAGGCCCUGCAGCAGGUGGAGGCCGGCAGCUGAAAAGGGACCCCGAGAGACCCGAGAGCGCCAAGGCCUUUGGGCGCGAGGGUGCGGGUGCCCAGGGGGAGGCCGAAGUGCGACACCCGCCCGUGGGCAUUGCUGUGGCUGUGGCCAGGCAGAAGGACAGUGGGGGCAGUGGCCGACUGGGGCCUGGACUGGCUGACCAAGAGCGAUCCCUGUCACUGAGCAAUGUCAAAGGGCACGGCCGGGCGGAUGACGACUGUGUGGAUGACCGCAGUCGACACCGAGAGGAGCGGCUGCUGGGGGGACGGCUGGACCGUGACCAGGAGAAGCUGCUACGAGAGAGUAAAGAGCUGGCGGACUUGGCUCGUCUGCACCCCACCAGCUGUGCUCCUAACGGCCUGAACCCCAAUCUCAUGGUGACGGGGGGCCCGGCGCUGGCAGGCUCGGGGCGCUGGUCGGCUGACCCCGCGGCCCACCUGGCUACCCACCCCUGGCUGCCCCGCUCGGGGAGCACGUCCAUGUGGCUCGCAGGACACCCCUAUGGUUUGGGUCCCCCACCUCUGCACCAGGGCAUGGCUCCCGCUUUCCCACCCAGCCUGGGGGGCUCCCUGCCGUCGGCUUACCAGUUUGUCAGGGACCCCCAGUCGGGUCAGGUGGUGGUCAUCCCCAGUGAGCACCUGCCUCACUUUGCCGAGCUGAUGGAGCGAGCUGCGGUGCCCCCGCUCUGGCCGGCCCUGUACUCGCCAGGCCGCAGCCCCCUGCACCACGCGCAGCAGCUGCAGCUGUUCUCACAACAGCACUUCCUGCGCCAGCAAGAGUUCCUGUACCUGCAGCAGCAGGCGGCCCAGGCCCUGGAGCUGCAGCGCAGCGCCCAGCUGGUGCAGGAGCGACUGAAGGCCCAGGAGCAGCGGGCCGAGAUGGAGGAGAAAGUGAGCAAACAGAGUCUGGAGGUCACGGGCAAGGCCGGCCUGACCCCCGCGGGCCCGGGGCUGCUGCCGCGCAAGCCCCCCGGCCUGGCCGCCGGCUCCGCGGGCGCCUAUGGCAAGGCCGUGAGCCCCCCGCCGUCUCCCAGGGCGUCCCCCGUGACCUCCCUGAAGGCCAAGGUCAUCCAGAAGGUGGGGGAGGUGUCCAAGCCACCUGGCUACACCUACCCUGCCACGCCGACCUCCCACCCCAGCAGCCCCCCGCCCGCGUCCCCGCCCCCCGCCCCCGGCCUCACCCGCAAGGAGGAGCCCCCCGAAAACGUCGUGGAGAAGAAAGACCUGGGACUGGAGAAGGAGGCACCCAGCCCCUUUCAGGCCCUGUUCUCAGAAAUCCCACCGAGGUACCCGUUCCAAGCCCUGCCACCACACUACGGGAGGUCGUACCCCUUUCUGCUGCAGCCCACCACGGCCGCUGAUGCUGAUGGCCUGGCCCCCGAUGUGCCUCUCCCGGCCGAUGGACCUGAGCGCCUGACAUUGUCACCCGAAGACAAGCCCAUCCGCUUGUCACCUUCCAAGAUCCCAGAGCCACUGCGCGAGGGCCUGGAGGACCAGCCUUUGGUCGACCGGGAGGUGAAGGCUGAAGUGGAGGAUGAGGAUGAGGCUCCUGCUGAGAUGCCUCCUGUGGAGUCACCGCUGGCCCUACCUGUCCCGGACACCAUGGGGGCCUCCAGCCCUGCGGGUGGCUGUGGAGGUGGCCUGCUGGAGGCCCAGGCGCUGAGUGCCACCGGGCAGGGCUGUGAGGAGCCCCCAGAGGGCCCAGACUUUACAGAGGAGGUCGAAGGACCGGGAGAGUUGCCUGGCCGGACAGAACCCCACACGGCUUCCCUGGAGUUGGGGACAAGGCUGACACCAGAACCCCUGGUGGAGACCAAGGAGGAGCCAGUGGAGGUGCCCUUGGACGUGACCAUGGAGGGUCCGGUGGAGGAGGCCGGACCUGAGGAAGACCUGGCCCAGCCAACCCUGCCUGAGCCGCUGCCCGGCCUGGACCCACCCGCCUGUGACCUGCCCAGUGGGGAGGGACAGUGCCCAAGCCUUGAGGCCCAGGAGGCCGCACCUGUGCCAGGCAGUGCCUGUUACCUGGAAGAGACAAACUCUGAGCCGCUCCUGCCUGGCUUGGAAGACCCCCUGGCUGGCAUGAAUGCCCUGGCGGCGGCAGCCGAGCUACCCCAGGCCAGGCCUUUGCCCUCCCCAGGUGCUGGAGUCCAGGCCAUGGAGAAGCUGGACACGACCCAGACUCUGGUCCUGGAACAGAGCUUUCUGCAGGGCAUCACCCUGCUGAGCGAGAUUGCAGAGCUGGAGCUGGAGAGGAGGAACCAGGACACUGGAGGUGCAGAGCCGGGCAUGGCUGUGCGGCCCUCGCUGGAGAGUCUGCUGGCCGCCAGCAGCCACAUGCUACAGGAGGUGCUGGAUAGCCCCUUUGUGGACCCCCUCAAGAACUUGCGGCUUCCACGGGAGCUGAACCCCAACAAGAAGUACAGUUGGAUGCAGAGGAAAGAGGAGCGGAUGUACUCCGUGAAGUCAUCGCUGGAGGCCAUGGACGCCUUGGAGCUAGACUUUCGGAUGCGGCUGGCUGAGGUUCAGCGACAGUACAAAGAGAAGCAGCGAGAGCUGGUGAAGUUGCAGCGCCGUAGGGACUCGGGGGACAGGCACGAGGACCCCCAUAGAAGCUUGGCACGCAGAGGCCCUGGCAGGCCACGGAAACGGACCCACACCCCGAGCGCCCUGUCGCCCCCCUGCAAGAGAGGGAAGAACCGCAACAGUAGCGGAAAGCUGAGCAGCAAGUCUCUGCUGCCCUCAGAUGACUAUGAGCUGGGAGCAGGGAUAAGGAAGAGACACAAGGGGCCCGAGGAGGAACAUGACGCCCUCACUGGAGCGGGGAAAGCCAGGGGGAGGAACCAGAGCUGGGAGGAGCGUGAGACCUCGGCUGACUUCCUGAAGAUUAAGAAGAAGAAGAUGGCCAGCGACCAGGAGCAGCUGGCGAGCAAACUAGACAAGGCCCUCUCCCUCACAAAGCAGGACAAGUUGAAGUCGCCUUUCAAGUUUUCCGACGGCGCUGGGGGGAAGUCAAAAACUAGCGGGGGCUGUGGCAGGUUCUUGACUCCUUAUGAAAGCCUGCUGGGCAAGGACAGGAAAGCGCUGGCCAAAGGCCUCGGCCUGUCCCUGAAGUCCUCCAGAGAAGGUAAACACAAAAGGGCCGCCAAAGCCAGGAAGAUGGAGGUGGGCUUCAAGGCCAGAGGCCAGCCCAAGUCGGCCCAUUCCCCGUUCGCCUCGGAAGUGAGCAGCUACAGCUACAAUACUGACUCCGAGGAAGAGGAAGACUUCCUGAAGCACGAGUGGUCUGCCCAAGGCCCCUCCAGCUCCAAACUGACCUCCUCCCUCCUGUGUGGCAUGGUAGCCAAGAACAGCAAGCCAGCCUCAGGCCCCAAGCUGACAAAGAGGGGCCUGGCAGCCCCCCGAACGCUCAAGGCCAAGGCCGACGCCGGCAGGAAGCAGCCUUUCUGCUUGCUGCUCCGAGAGGCCGAGGUCCACUCCUUCAGCGACUCUUCGGAGAACUCCUUUGAUCAAGAUGAGAGCUCAGAAGAGGAGGACGAGGAGGAGGAACAGGAGGAGGAGGAGGAGGAGGAGGAAGACAAGGCUGGCGGCAGCUAUAGGCUGGUUGCCCGGGAGCGGGCACUGUCACCAGGCCUAGAGGAGAGUGGGCUUGGCCUUCUGGCUCGCUUUGCAGCCAGUGCCCUCCCCAGCCCACAGUGGGGCCAUCCCUGUCGUGGUGCAGUUGGAGGCCAAACAGAAGGCCCGGAAGAAGGAUGCGGCAGCCUGAUAGGCACGGAGUUCGAGUACACCGAUUCGGAGAGUGAGGUCAAGGUGUGCAAACAGUCGCCCGCUGGGCUCCUGCGGCCCAAGAAGGGACUUGGGGAGCCGGGCCCCUCCCUGGCCGUACCCACACCUGGCACCCGGGGCCCAGGCCCCACCAGCCCGGACAAAACCAAGCUGGCUGUGGAAAAGGGACGCAAGGCCCGGAAACUGCGGGGCCCCAAGGAACCGGGCUUCGAGGCAGGGCCCGAGGCCAGUGACGAUGACCUGUGGACUCGACGUCGCAGCGAGCGUAUCUUCCUCCACGAUGCCACAGCUGUGGUCCCUGCCCCCAGCAGCACCGCACCGGCCCCCAAGCCCAGCCGCUGCGGCAAAGGCGGUGCCCCCAGCCCACGCAAGGACACCGGUCGUGCCAAGGACAGGAAGGACCCCAGGAAGAAGAAGAAGGGGAAGGAGGCCGGCUUAGCAACCUCGCUGCCAUCACCCCGGGUUCCCGCGCUUCCCCCCGAGGCCAGGGCCCCUCAUGCCGGACCCCUGGCGCCUGCCAAGAGAAGCAAGGCCAAGGCCAAAGGGAAGGAGGCGAAGAAGGAGAACCGGGGGAAAGGAGGGGCCGUGAGCAAAUUGAUGGAGUGCAUGGCUGCUGAGGAGGACUUUGAACCCAACCAGGACUCAAGCUUCUCAGAGGACGAGCAUCUGCCGCGUGGAGGGGCUGUGGAGCGGCCUCUGACCCCAGCACCCCGGUCCUGUAUCAUCGACAAGGAUGAGCUGAAGGAUGGCUUGCGUGUCCUCAUCCCCAUGGAUGACAAGCUGCUGUACGCGGGGCACGUGCAGACCGUCCACUCUCCAGACAUAUACCGUGUGGUGGUGGAGGGUGAGCGUGGGAACCGGCCCCACAUCUACUGCCUGGAGCAGCUGCUGCAGGAGGCGAUCAUCGAUGUGCGGCCGGCCUCCACUCGCUUCCUGCCCCAAGGGACCAGGAUCGCAGCCUAUUGGAGCCAGCAGUACCGCUGCCUGUACCCGGGCACCGUGGUGCGAGGGCUGCUGGACCUGGAGGAUGAUGGUGACCUGAUCACCGUGGAGUUUGACGAUGGAGACACGGGCAGGAUUCCCCUCUCCCACAUCCGCCUCCUACCACCUGACUACAAGAUCCAGUGUGCUGAGCCCUCCCCGGCACUCCUUGUGCCCAGCGCCAAACGCCGCAGCCGGAAGACCAGCAAAGACACCGGGGAGGGGAAAGAGGGGACCGUGACGGGGGCCGAGGAGGCGGGGGCCAAGGCGCGGGGGCGUGGGCGGAAACCCAGCGCCCAGGCCAAGGGUGACAGAGCUGCUGUCCUGGAGGAGGAGACUGCCACAGAUGAGGUCACCAGUACCCCCUUAGUGCUGGAGCCCAUCAGUACCCCAGGUUCCAAGAAGAGCCCCUCAGAACCUGCGGACAAGAGGGCCAAAGCCACCAAGACUCGCACGGCCCCCCCGCAGCCCAGCCCUGCACAGCCCGCCUUCACCAGCUGCCCAGCUCCCGAGACCUUUGGGGAGCUGCCGGCCCCUGCCGCACCCCUGGCCCAAGCUCCCCUCGUCACCAUGCCUGCCACCCGGCCCAAGCCCAAGAAGGCUCGGGCCACCGAGGAGACAGGCGCCAAAGGCUCCCGGAGGCCAGGCGAGGAGGCCGAGCUACUCGUGAAACUGGACCACGAGGGCGUCACAUCCCCCAAAAGCAAGAAGGCCAAACAGGCCCUGCUCCUGCGGGAGGACCCCGGGGCAGGGGGCUGGCAGGAUCCCAAGGGCCUGCCAAGCAUGGCCAGCUACCCCCCAGCUGCAGGCGGUGGAGACUCCAAGGCAGCCUGGCCCAAGGCCCUGGAGGGGGACCUCGCCCAAGAGCCCGGAUCGGGGUUCCCCCUGGAGGAUCCUGGGACCCCCAAGAGCCCGGACAAGGCCCAGGCCGAGCAGGACGGGGCCGAGGAGUCAGAGUCCAGCAGCAGCAGCAGCAGCGGCUCUGAGACAGAGGGCGAGGAGGACGGCGAGAAGAAUGGGGAGGACGGCCGGGGGGCAGGGGGCAGGAACUGCAGCGCCUCCAGCUCCAGGGCCUCCUCCCCGGCCUCCUCGUCCUCGUCGUCCUCCUCAUCCUCUUCAUCCUCCUCCUCGUCCUCCUCGUCCUCCUCGUCGUCUUCGUCCUCCUCGUCCUCGUCCUCGUCCUCGUCCUCCUCCUCGUCCUCCUCCUCCUCCUCGUCCUCGUCCUCCUCCUCGUCCUCGUCCUCCUCGUCCUCCUCGUCCUCCUCCACCACAGAUGAAGACUCAUCCUGCAGCUCAGAGGACGAGACGGCCCCAGCCCCCGCAGCCGGUCCCUCUGCGCAGCCAGCGCUCCCUGCCAAGGUGCCCAAGCCAGCUGGCAAGGUGCGCUCCUCAGGCCACUCCCCGGGCAAGAAGGCGCCCGCUGCCCAGCCACCUGUGCCACCAUCCCAGCCGCCGCAGCCUCUGCAGCCCAAGGCCCAGGCCGGGGCCGGGGCCAAGAGUCGACCCAAGAAGAGAGAGGGCGUCCACCUGCCCACCACCAAGGAGCUGGCCAAGCGCCAGCGCCUGCCAUCCGUGGAGAACCGGCCCAAGAUCGCCGCCUUCCUGCCCGCCCGGCAGCUGUGGAAGUGGUUCGGCAAACCCACCCAGCGCCGCGGCAUGAAGGGCAAGGCCCGCAAGCUCUUCUACAAGGCCAUCGUGCGGGGCAAGGAGAUGAUCCGCAUCGGCGACUGCGCCGUCUUCCUGUCGGCCGGCCGCCCCAACCUGCCGUACAUCGGCCGCAUCCAGAGCAUGUGGGAGUCGUGGGGCAACAACAUGGUGGUGCGCGUCAAGUGGUUCUACCACCCCGAGGAGACCAGCCCCGGCAAGCACCUCCGCGACGGCCAGCACUGGGACCAGAAGGCCGGCCGCAGCCUCCCCGCGGGCCUGCCCGCCUCCAGCCAGAGGAAGGACUUCAUGGAGCGCGCCCUGUACCAGUCGUCGCACGUGGACGAGAACGACGUGCAGACGGUGUCGCACAAGUGCCUGGUGGUGGGCCUGGACCUGUACGAGCAGAUGCUGAAGACCAAGAAGUACCAGGACAGCGAGGGGCUCUACUACCUCGCGGGCACCUACGAGCCCACCACGGGCAUGAUCUUCUCCACGGACGGCGUGCCCGUGCUCUGCUGAGCGCCGCGGGCGUGUGCGCGUGUGCGCCGUAUGCAUGCACGUGUGUGCACGUGUGCACACGUCUCCAGCCCCCGUCCAUCCCCUCGGCGCCCCACACGGGGGUGGGGGCUCCUCUCUGCUAUCAGGGUACGGCUCUGUGUCCCCUCUGGGUGGCCCUGGCCGGACAGGCCUGGCUUCCUCCCAGCACCUUGUUCCCAGUUGGCGAGGUCCCCCCGGCCCUCCCCGGGUCCCCAUGCAGACUACAGUGCGGAUUUCCAAGGAACCAAACGCAGGCCUGCUCUGGGUUUGGUCACCCCCAACGUGGCGUCCAUCCCCAAGGCCCCUCCCAGCAUGGGUUUGGGGCUCCCGACGCCAACCAGCCUCAGCCGACCAAGCCGGGCACCUGGGCACCUGCCCCGCCUGGCCUCCAUCCUCUCAGGACGGCCUGGACUUGGGGAACAAGCCAGGGGGAGGGGGGGGAGGAAGGGCAGCCCAGGCAUCGCCAGGCAUCCAGCGGCACCCCCACCCCCAGCCCUGACCCUUACACUACAGAGACCCCCCCCAAAAUGGUGCUGAAACCCGCGGCCGGCCAUGCCCAGCCCCUCCAGCCGUGAGGGGUCUUCUUACUGUACAGUUUUAUUGUACCAAGAGUCGCCUGCCUCUGUAUCAUACACUUUUAAAUGGAGUCGACUUUUUAAUUAUAUAUAUAAAGAUAAAUAUAUAUAAAUAUAUAUAAAUAUAAACUUUUUAAAACUGUGAAAAAAUAGCUAUGAAAUUAUAAAAAAAAAACACACAUUCUGACGUGCAGAAUAUUUUUUUUUAUUUCCUGUUAGAUUGUGAGUGUCUAGCACCCGGCUUCAUGAGCCCCACCCCCACCCUGCUCCCCAAGUCCCCAGCACCCCCUUGCUCUCCCAUGUGUACUGUAUGCCCCCCCCAGGUGAGAAAGAGAGAGGGAGAAGGGAGGGCGCCCAGGCCCAGUUCCUGCUGGGCCCAAAAGCACUUAGCCAGCCCCCGUGCCUUCCGGACCGGCCGGACCCGGAGGCCUCCAGCAGACAAUCUAGAGGAAAGGAAAAGCCAGACUUUUGGUUUUUGUUUUUUUGGGGGGGAGUUAUUGUUUGCUUUUUUUUUUUAAGUUUCUUUUGGAAUUUUGUUUG